AUGAUUGAUGAUAUCACUGAUAGCUUUGCUCCUGUUAUUCAUGGUAUCGAAUAUGAGGCAGAUGCAAUUGAAGAUGCAGUGUUUACUGCAAGAGACACAGAUUUCAGCAAUAUGUUGCAAAGGAUUGGAGAGUCACGAAGAAAAGUAAUGACAUUGAUGAGGUUACUCUCAGGAAAAGCGGACGUUAUCAAGAUGUUUGCCAAGAGGUGUCAAGAUGAAGCAGCUUUGGGCUAUGAAAAGCAACAGCAACAGCAACAGCUCCGGCAACAACGUUAUCACCAAGACUAUGUAUCCCCUCGUUCUUCGUCACCCAAUAUUCCUGAAACGCAUAGCAGUGGUGGUGGCGCUACUCCAUCAAAUACCAACAGUGGACAUGGCAGCAUACCUCCUCCCACUUCCAAUCAGCCACAAGCAUGGCUGCAAAACAUGGCUGACAACGCUCGUCCUCGUGCAGAUAUUGCUUUAUAUUUGGGCGAUAUUCAGGACCAUAUAAUCACAAUGUUUCAAAAUUUAUUGGCGUAUGAAAAGAUAUUUUCACGGUCUCAUUCCAACUAUUUAGCUCAAUUGCAAGUUGAGAGUUUUAACUCGAACAACAGAAUUACGGAAAUGUUUUCCAAAGUUACCAUUAUUGGUACCAUGUUGGUUCCUUUGAAUUUGGUCACUGGUUUAUUCGGAAUGAAUGUUAAAGUUCCCGGUCAAGACUCAAGUAUUGCAUGGUUCUUUGGUAUUGUUGGUGUAUUGAUCGUGAUUGUGAUUGCAAGUAUAACAUUUGCAAAUUGGUGGUUAAAGAGUAUCAACAGACAGAUUGACAAGGAAAAAAGAGCAGGUUUUAGUUCUUCUAGGAGAAGUAUUCGCAGUUUAGGGUUGAGACGUCACACUGCCAAAUCUAUAAUAAGCUUUCCUAAUAAUCAAGCACAUAAGGCACCUGAUGUGAAAGUCAAGGUAGCCAUUGUCCAAAAAAAACCUCCUUCUAAGACAACAUUCCUAGUGUCAUAUGAAAAGCUCGUUACUUAUUACAACCAAGCCUGUAUGGAAGAUGACACUAUUGGAUUCACAUUGAUUGAAUCACCAUUGUCGGAGUUGAGAAGUUUGGUAUCACAUGCGUCUGACCAGGUUAAGAUAUUACCAACCCAAAUUCAUCCCAACAUCCACCAAUCCACUGGUGAGAGAAGGUUAAAGGAAUAUAAUGAAGAUAAUGGAUUCCACCCAGUGCAGUCACAUAUUAAAGUGUCAAAAUUCAUGGAUGCAGUUACCCAUACCAAAAAACAAGCUGCUGGUAGUCACUCCAACAUAGUCCAACACAUAAGCAAAAGAUUCAUGAAAUCUAAAAUGGAGAGAGAGGAAGAGAUAGUCGAUGAUUAUAGAGAUGAUUUUGAGCAGUUGAUUUCCCGUGAUGACUAUGAAUUGGUUAGUGAUACAUCAAUGGUUAUCAAAUAG
Lodderomyces margitis is the source of this 1437-nucleotide messenger RNA. Its product is annotated as ALR1. The transcript has 3 exons. The coding region runs from base 1 to 1437 and encodes 478 amino acids. Lineage: Eukaryota; Fungi; Ascomycota; Pichiomycetes; Serinales; Debaryomycetaceae. Gene Ontology annotation, biological process: intracellular magnesium ion homeostasis; metal ion transport; transmembrane transport. The record is from RefSeq and is a predicted model, not a curated record. Gene Ontology annotation, molecular function: magnesium ion transmembrane transporter activity. Gene Ontology annotation, cellular component: plasma membrane.